CCUGGCUCUUUUCCUCUUUGCUCUAUUAGGGUUUACAGAGCCGUUCACCACCUGUGAGCAUCGGGUUGGUGCGCAUUUUCAAGAGACUUUCCUGAACUUGUAAACAAAAAAUGGCUGUUCCUUUGCUGACAAAGAAGAUUGUGAAGAAGCGUGUCAAGCAGUUCAAGAGGCCACAAAGUGACCGAAAAAUUUCUGUGAAGACAAACUGGCGCAGGCCUAAGGGUAUUGAUUCACGUGUUAGGAGGAAGUUUAAAGGAUGCACUUUGAUGCCAAAUAUUGGUUAUGGCACCGACAAGAAGACUCGCCACUAUCUUCCCAAUGGAUUUAAGAAAUUCGUCGUGCACAAUGUCAAAGAGCUGGAGCUUCUUAUGAUGCACAACAGGACCUACUGUGCUGAGAUAGCGCACAACAUAUCGACCCGGAAGAGAAAGGAGAUUGUUGAGCGUGCAGCGCAGCUGGAUGUCGUUGUUACCAAUAAACUGGCCAGGUUGCGCAGCCAGGAGGACGAGUGAGCUUGAUGCUAUAAUAUCACUCUUCAUUUUAUUAGGUGUUAUCAACACUUUUUGCUAUCAAUUUUAACAGAGAAUUAUUUUGUUUCGGUUGAAUGGAUAUGAUUUAUUUUUCCGAUGCUA
Messenger RNA from Alnus glutinosa, 632 nucleotides. RefSeq names its product large ribosomal subunit protein eL32z-like. Lineage: Eukaryota; Viridiplantae; Streptophyta; Magnoliopsida; Fagales; Betulaceae. Gene Ontology annotation, molecular function: structural constituent of ribosome. Gene Ontology annotation, biological process: translation. The transcript has 4 exons. Bases 111 to 512 code for a protein of 133 amino acids. The record is from RefSeq and is a predicted model, not a curated record. Gene Ontology annotation, cellular component: ribosome; cytosolic large ribosomal subunit.